Molecule: messenger RNA, 1467 nt
Organism: Phoenix dactylifera (date palm)
Lineage: Eukaryota; Viridiplantae; Streptophyta; Magnoliopsida; Arecales; Arecaceae
Source: RefSeq, a predicted model, not a curated record
GGAAAUGGAGGUUGCUGACCUCCUCCUGUGCAUGUACGCCCGGCACGUGUAAUAUUCCGUCUUCUUAUUUUGGCUUUCUCCACUCCUCUUUAAUCCCAAGCGAUCUCGAAGGUCCCCAGUCCGAGGGUUUCUAUUCAGAUCUUUGUCCCCAACUUUCCCCAAACCUUUCCCUUAAGACCCCCCUCCCCUCUCUCCUCGCUCUCCAUCUCCUUGUGGUGGCUGAGCUUUUCAUGCUUGGAUGGAGUUUGGCCAUCACAUGGAGGUUGUGUAUCAAGAGGAGUUUAUUAGGAAUUCAAGAGGGGUGCAGCUCUUUACGUGUAGAUGGUUGCCAUCUUCUUCAUCACCAAAAGCCCUUGUCUUCCUCUGCCAUGGGUACGGCAUGGAAUGCAGUGAAUUCAUGAAAGUGGUGGGGUCGAGGCUAGGGGGCGCGGGAUACGCGGUGUACGGCAUGGAUUACGAGGGACACGGGAAGUCGGAGGGGAGGCGCUGCUACAUCAAGAGGUUCGGCAAUCUCGUCGCCGACUGCGAACGCUUCUUCAAGUCCAUUUGCGUGAAGGAGGAGUACGUAAAUAAGAGCCGGUUCCUCUACGGGGAGUCGAUGGGAGGCGCCGUAGCUCUCCUUCUUCACAAAAGGGAUCCCACGUUCUGGGAUGGUGCAGUCCUCGCGGCGCCGAUGUGCAAGAUCUCGGAGGAGAUGAAGCCCAGUCCCAUAGUGGUGAACAUCCUAACCCAGGUGGAGGAUAUCAUACCGGCCUGGAAGAUCGUUCCCACCAAGGAUAUCGUCGACACCGCCUUCAAAGACCCCGUCAAACGCGAAGUGAUCCGGCACAACAAGCUGAUAUACAAGGACAAGCCCCGGCUAAAGACAGCGUUGGAGUUGCUUAGGACCAGCAUGGACCUUGAGGAUAGCUUGUCCAAGGUGAAUCUUCCCUUCUUGGUGCUGCAUGGGGAGGCGGACUUAGUGACCGACCCAGAGGUGAGCCGAGCGCUUUACGACCGGGCCAGCAGCGUCGACAAGACCAUCACGCUCUACCCCGGGAUGUGGCAUGGCCUGACUUCCGGCGAGCCCGACACUAACGUGGAGAAAGUCUUCUCGGACGUCAUCGCUUGGCUCGACCACCGAGCCCACGAAAGACCCGGAAGAUCACCGUCCAUAAGGAGCGACAUCGCCGACGAAGCCAUCGCCGACGAAGCCAGCCCGUCACCCAAGGUCAUGAGAUGGCCUAGUGGUGCCACCACCAGGAGGCAGCCUAGCGGGAUAUUUUGCUUUGGGUGGAAAGGGCGGACGGAGCCCCGCUCGGCCCUCUAAGGAGCUGCACUGGGUGUCGAAACAUUUCAACAAACACUUGGGAAGAUGGAAAAAGGGAAUUUGGGAAGGGUGGGAAUCAAAAGCCAAAGAAAAAACAAAAUUGUGACAGGUGACCUGGGACUUAUCAUAAUAAAAGCAAAAAGGGUUUCAUAGAUCAA